This is a messenger RNA of Tupaia belangeri chinensis (Chinese tree shrew), 1639 nucleotides long. RefSeq names its product beta-1,3-N-acetylgalactosaminyltransferase 2 (gene B3GALNT2). The record is from RefSeq and is a predicted model, not a curated record. Gene Ontology annotation, molecular function: hexosyltransferase activity; UDP-glycosyltransferase activity. NCBI's taxonomy places the organism in Eukaryota, Metazoa, Chordata, Mammalia, Scandentia, Tupaiidae. Gene Ontology annotation, biological process: protein O-linked glycosylation. Gene Ontology annotation, cellular component: Golgi membrane.
AUCAACUGGCCGUAUUUCCCCAGAGGAAACCCAGUCACUAUGACGUGGUGGUUGGUGUGUUAUCAGCACGCAAUAACCAUGAACUUCGAAACGUGAUCAGAAGCACUUGGCUGAAGCAUUCGGUACAGCACCCGGCGUUAAGUCAGCGCGUGCUCGUCAAGUUCAUCAUAGGUGCCCGCGGCUGUGAAGUGCCCGUGGAGGACAGGGAGGACCCUUACUCCUGCAGGCUGCUCGACAUCACGGACCCAGCUCUGAACCAGGAAGUCGAGGCGUUCGGGUUUCCUGACGACACUUCAUCCGGGCUAUCUGAGGACCGAGUCGUCAGCGUGAGCUUCCGCGUUCUGUACCCGAUUGUCAUCACCAGCCUCGGCGUGCUCCACGAUGCCAGCGGCGCGGGGUUCCAGAGGAACGUCACUGUCAGGCUGUACCAGGCAGAGCAGGAGGAGGCCCUCUUCACUGCCCGCUUCAGCCCUCCGAGCUGCGGUGUGCAGGUGAGCAAGCUGUGGUACAAGCCUGUGGAGCAGUUUGUCCUGCCAGAGAGCUUCGAAGGUACAAUUGUGUGGGAGAGCCAGGACCCCCAUGGCCUCGUGUCCAGAAAUCUCCACAAAGUGACGGUGAACGAUGGAGGCGGAGUUCUCAGAGUUAUCGCAGCCGGGGAAGGUGCAUUGCCACGCGAAUUCAUGGAAGGUGUGGAGGGAGUUGCAGGGGGUUUCAUUUACACCAUUCAGGAAGGUGACGCUCUGUUACGCAGCCUUCACUCCCGCCCGCAGAGACUUGCCCGCCACCUGAGUCUGCUGGAAGGGGAAGACGCCCUCCUGAGGGAGGAGAGCAGCACCCACAAAGACAUCGUUUUCGUGGACGUGGUGGACACUUACCGCAACGUUCCUGCAAAAUUACUGAGCUUCUACAGGUGGACCGUGGAGAGCAUGAGCUUCGACCUGUUGCUGAAGACGGAUGACGACUGUUACGUAGACCUGGAGGCCGUGUUUCACAGGAUUGCUCAGAAGCAUCUGGACGGGCCUAAUUUUUGGUGGGGAAAUUUCAGGUUGAACUGGGCAGUUGACCGAACGGGAAAGUGGCAGGAGCUCGAGUACCCCGGCCCCGCUUACCCAGCCUUCGCAUGUGGCUCAGGGUACGUGAUCUCCAGUGACAUCGUCGAGUGGCUGGCGGGCAACGCGGGGAGACUGAAGACCUACCAGGGUGAAGACGUGAGCAUGGGCAUUUGGAUGGCAGCCAUAGGACCUAGGAAAUACCAGGACAGUCUCUGGCUGUGUGAGAAGACCUGCACGACGGGCAUGCUGUCCUCCCCGCAGCACUCCCCGCUGGAGCUGAGGCGCCUGUGGGAGCUCAAGGCCCGGUGUGGCAACCCCUGCCAUUGUCAGGCCAGCUAGCUGCAGCCACGGCAGCUGUUCACAGGCCAGGGUGGGCAGGGCCAGCUGGAGGGGCCCAGGUCGGCGCUCGCUGACUGGGGCUGUCGGGAGAGGUCCCCCCUAGCACCUGGCCUGUGACCAGCGUGGGGUGGGCAACUGCAGAUCUUUCUACACAUCAGCUUACACUGUAGCAUCACAAGUUCUUAUUUAUAUACUGGAGGUAGAUUUGAAAAUACCAAAUCGUUUUAUAAAAUAUUUCUAAACCGUGA